CAUGGAAGUUCAAUAGAGAGAGGGAGAGAGAGAGAGAGAGAGCAGUAAAGAGAAAAGGCGACUAACAAGAGAGAGAGAGGGAAAGAGAAUACGCUAACCCCUUGUUGCUGCCACAACACAAGAAAACAAAACAAAUAAGCAACCUUCUCCCCCUCCCUCUCCCUCUCCCUCUCCUCAUCAAUCAAGCCUUGUUUUUCACUCAUCAUCUCUUCUUCUCCUCCAACCAAACUAACCCCAAAAGUUUCCUGCUUUCUUUCCUUCCUUCUCUCUCUCUCUCUGUCUUUGAUUGUGGGGGUGCUAGCUUGCUGGAGAGACCUAUCAAUGGAGAAUUCAACAAGGCUAGUACAAGAGAACAGGAACAAUCUCCCAUCUCCUUUAAACUCCCCACAUGGCAAUGGAAACAACAGCAAUGGUGUUGUCCAAAUCCACACCCCACCCCUCACUCCAAUUCCAAUCUCCAGAUCUGAAACCAACCCUUACCCAACAACCUUUGUCCAAGCUGACACAACUACUUUCAAACAGGUUGUCCAAAUGCUCACUGGCUCAUCAGAAACUGCUAAACAGGCCUCCUCUAAAACUCCAACACAACAACAAAACCAACAUCAUCAUCAGCAGCAGCAGCAAGAUCCACCAUUACCAUCAAAAUCAUCCUUUCCUAUACCUCCCAUCAAAACCAACUCUCCCAAGAAACAAAAUUUCAAACUUUAUGAGAGAAGAAACAGUAACCUCAAAAACACCCUCAUGAUCAACACUUUAUUCCCUUCUAGUGUUACAAACAGCAGCAGUUUUUCUUCACCGAGGAAUACGGAGAUCCUCUCUCCAAGCUUGCUUGACUUCCCAAAGCUAGCUCUUAGCCCAGUCACGCCAUUAAAUAUGGACCCUUUCAACAAGUCUUCACCUUCUUUGGGGAAUUCGUCAGAGGAAGAGAAAGCUAUAGCUGAGAAAGGUUUUUACUUGCAUCCAUCACCUAUGUCAACUCCCAGAGACACUGAGCCUCAGCUUUUGCCUCUGUUUCCAGUUACUUCACCAAAAGUUUCAGGUUCUUCUUAAGAAUUGAAAGAAGAGGACGAAGAAGAAGAAGGUGGUUAUGUAAUUCGAGAGUGAUUUAUCAAGAGGUUUAAUGGGUUUUGGCUGAAUUUGAGUGAAAAAAAGAGGUGGAUGAUCUUUCUUCAAUUGUAUGAUUUGAUCUCUCUUUGAUUAUGGUAAAGCUCUUUCUUUUUUUUUACCUUCUUUUCAAAAUCUUCUUUCUUUUUUUGUUUUUCCUUAAUUUUGGUUUCGUACUUAAAACUAUUAAAACUAGAUUAAUUCUCCGUAGAUGCUAUGAGAAAAAUGACUAAUUUUCUCUAGUUCUUCUUUUCUGUUUAGCAUAUUGAACAAGUCAAUUUCUUUCUUUUUUUUUUCUUUGGGCGGUUGUGUUGGCCUAGGAAAGAAGCAGGUCAUUUACUUCUACCUUUCUUUUCCUUUGCAUAAUUUGACUUACAUGAACCUAA
Molecule: messenger RNA, 1490 nt
Organism: Theobroma cacao (cacao)
Lineage: Eukaryota; Viridiplantae; Streptophyta; Magnoliopsida; Malvales; Malvaceae
Product: VQ motif-containing protein 4
Source: RefSeq, a predicted model, not a curated record